Paramecium sonneborni is the source of this 893-nucleotide messenger RNA. The record is from the annotation of a GenBank genome assembly. Lineage: Eukaryota; Ciliophora; Oligohymenophorea; Peniculida; Parameciidae.
AUGUUAAUAAAUAAGCUUCCUUUAUUAGAAUAAACAUAGUCUCCUAAACCAUUCCAUAAAACUAAGUUAAACUUUGAGAAUACAAGUUAAUACUAAGGAGAAAGGUUUUAUAAGUAGCCGCUUGUUUAAAAAUAAAAGAGACAACUAAGCAUCAUGAAAUCUUAAAAUGAAAUAAAAAAAUAAAUUCAGAAUAUAACUGAUGAUUCUAUGUCAAAAAGAAUUUAACAAUCUAAAUUAUAACCAGAAAUUCAAGCAGUAGACAAAUUAUAAUAAGAAUUUGAAACAAAAUAUUUGGAAUAAGUAAUUUAUGAUUGGGUUUAUUUAGAUUAGAACUAUAGAUGAUUUGAAAUUGGAAAACAUAAAAUUAAAAAUGCAGUUAGAAGAAUAAGAAUAAUAAAUUAUUUAUUUAAAAUUAAUAAACAGUGAUUUAAGAUAAUAGAUAGAAAUCUCAUCGACAGAUAUUCAAAUCAAAAAAUUAGAAUAAGAGUAUAAGGACACAUACAGAAGGAUGGAUGAUACCUUAAGAAAGGCAAUUGAUGAGAAUUAUGAAAGUUAAAUUAAAAUGAAGAACUUAUAAAUAAAGUCUCAGUAAUUGGAGCAUUUCACGGUAUUUAUAGUUUAAAUGAUAGUUUAUGUUAAAGUAAUAAUUAACAUGUAAAUUUUGUAGAAAAGAGUUACAUAAUACAAUAACAGUGAUUCCAUGUGCUCAUAAUUAUUGUUAAAGAUGUGUUUCUGGUUAUGUUGGGAAAUGUUUUGCAUGUAAUGACGAUGUAAGAUAAUUAAUUAUUCUGUAAUAGAAUAAAGUGCAGGCUACUUAUCAUAAUGAAUAUAUUAGUGAUUUAAUCAACAUGUAUAAAAUAUUUGAGAACAUUUUAAGUUUAUUGAGAAAUUGA